Molecule: messenger RNA, 337 nt
Organism: Cylicocyclus nassatus
Lineage: Eukaryota; Metazoa; Nematoda; Chromadorea; Rhabditida; Strongylidae
Source: the annotation of a GenBank genome assembly
CUGAACCACGAAUUCCAGGCGAUCACAUAUAUGACGCUGGUAGGCUACGCCCGUACUUUGGUUCUCUUCAUCUUAUUUGGUCUUUCAAUGGCAUUGCCGUUGUUGUGGUUGGACGCUGACACCAGAGUUCACCAAGAACCACGAAUAGAUUAUCUGCAAGAUGUCGAUCCCCUGACCCUGCUGAAACGAAACAUCGCUAUUGGCCGAGGAGAUGGAUUGAGGCCUGGCAAGUAGUUGAUUGCACAUCUAUCCGUAUUGUACCUAGAACAUCCAACGAAUAUCAAAACGAUACCAGUGUCUUAAAUGGUGUUGUCCAAGGUAAAAUAAACAUUGUGCA